CACCAGGCGCUGCAGCUCCGCCGGCAGCGCAAGGAGGCGGUGCUGGCAGAGAAGCGGAGCUUGGGUAGCAGGGACGGACCCCCACACCUCGUGGUUCUGGUGCCGCUGCACAGCAGGGCUGCAGCACACGACACUCUCCGCCUGCUGCAGAGCCAGGACUCAGCUGUUGUCCGUGUGGAUGAGGGGAGAGCUGGUGACUUUGCACUCCUCUGCCCCCGACUCAAGCAGCGCUGGCGCUUUGUGACAGCACAGGCAGGGGACCAUCAUGCUGUCUUAGACCUAGCAAAGGUUGCCGACUCCCUCCUGUUUAUCUUGGAUCCUGCAGAUGGCUGGGACAGCGCUGGGGAGCACUGUCUCUCCUGCCUCUUUGCACAGGGGCUGCCCAGUUAUGCUCUUGCUGUCCCAGGGGGCACUGACUUGCCACCUAAGAAGCGGAUAGAUGCCAGGAAGAAACUUGCUAAAGCCAUUGAGAAGCGCUUUCCUGAAGCCAAGCUCUUCCCCCUGAACACGGAGCAGGAGUCCUCGCUGUUGCUGAGGCACCUCGCCACCCAGAAGCAGCGUCAUCUCGCUUUUCGGGACAGACGGGCUCACCUGCUGGCCUACGCCGCUGAGUUUGUGCCUGGUCAGGAGAGCGACCUGGUUGGGACCUUGAAGGUGUCUGGCUUUGUCCGGGGACAGACCCUCAAUGUGAACAGCCUGGUGCAUAUUGUGGGGCAUGGAGACUUCCAGAUGAGCCAGGUGGAUGCCCCUCCAGACCCCCUCUCUUUGAAUCCCCGAGUGGUUAAAGGACAGAAGAGGAGUCACGACAUGGAAGUACAGGAUGACUCUGUAAAUGGUGCUGAUGAGAUGGAGGAAGAUGUUAAGGUCCUGAUGAAGGCAGAUCCAAACAAGCAGGAGUCUUUGCAGUCAGAAGUCGUUCCUGAUCCUAUGGAAGGGGAGCAGACGUGGCCCACUGAAGAAGAACUGCAAGAAGCAGAGGCUUCUCUGAAGGCAAACAGGAGGGUGGUGAAGGUCCCCAAAGGCACAUCCAAGUACCAGGCUGCUUGGAUUGUGGAUGAUGGAGAAGAGGGCAGUCAGGAAGAUGAUGAUGAUGACGAUGAAGAUGAUGACAUCGAUGAUGAUAUGAUGGAAGAGGCAGUUUCCCAGGAGGGGGAAAGCAGUGAGGAGGAAGAACCUGCAGAGGAGGAAUGUGAGACCAUGACCAUUUCUGAGUGCUUGCGGGAUGACCAGUACGAUGAGAAGGUGGAGGAAGAUGAACAGAUGCUGGAGAGAUACAAACAGGAGAGAAUGGAUGAAAUGUUUCCAGAUGAGGUGGACACGCCACGUGACGUACCUGCCAGAGUCCGGUUCCAGAAGUACAGGGGGCUGAAGAGCUUCCGGACUUCUCCAUGGGACCCCAAAGAGAAUCUCCCAAGGGACUAUGCCAGGAUUUUCCAGUUCCAGGACUUCUCCCGAACCAGAAAGAACCUCUUCCGGAAAAUAGAGAAAGAGGAGACUGAAGGAGCCUCGGUUGGCUGGUAUGUUACACUUUAUGUCUGCAAUGUCCCUGUCUCGGUGGUGAAGAGCUUCAAAGAAGGGAAGCCACUAGUCCUGUUCUCACUGCUUCCCCAUGAACAAAAGCCCUGCUGUCAGCCCCUCACUGUGAUGCCUCUGCUGCAGAUGUCUGUGUUGAAUUUCCUGGUGCGUCGGCAUCCGAGCAACAGUGAGCCGGUGAGGGCAAAGGAGGAGCUGAUCUUUCACUGUGGGUUCAGGCGCUUCCGAGCAUCCCCGCUGUUCUCCCAGCACACCUCAGCUGAUAAGCACAAGCUGGAGCGUUUCCUGCGCCCGGAUGCUGCCCUGGUGGUGACUGUUUAUGCUCCCAUCGCUUUCCCUCCUGCCUCAGUGCUUCUUUUUAAACAGAGAAGUAACGGUGAGUUGUAA
Egretta garzetta (little egret) is the source of this 1920-nucleotide messenger RNA. Its product is annotated as TSR1 ribosome maturation factor. The annotation marks the transcript as partial. Gene Ontology annotation, cellular component: nucleus; preribosome, small subunit precursor. NCBI's taxonomy places the organism in Eukaryota, Metazoa, Chordata, Aves, Pelecaniformes, Ardeidae. Gene Ontology annotation, molecular function: GTPase activity; U3 snoRNA binding; GTP binding. The transcript is spliced from 12 exons. The record is from RefSeq and is a predicted model, not a curated record. Gene Ontology annotation, biological process: endonucleolytic cleavage of tricistronic rRNA transcript (SSU-rRNA, 5.8S rRNA, LSU-rRNA); maturation of SSU-rRNA from tricistronic rRNA transcript (SSU-rRNA, 5.8S rRNA, LSU-rRNA); ribosome biogenesis.